AUGCCCAAGAUCAAGCUGACUUAUUUUGGUAUCGAAGCUGCUGCAGAGCCCAUUCGACUGGCCCUUGUGUUGUCGGGUCAGGAGUUUGAGGACGAACGCAUCGCUUUCCCGGAUUGGAAAGAGCUCAAGCCCAAGACGCCAUAUGGAUCCCUCCCACUCAUGACCAUUGAUGAUGGUCCUGUCAAGACACAAUCCAUGGCCAUGUUGCGUUGGGUGGGUGCUACCUGCUCUGACACACUCUACCCUCGUGACAAGCUCUAUGAUGUGGAAGAGGCUUUGGGCGUGGUAGAUGAUAUGAAGAAAAGUUUCGAACCUGCGAUGUAUAUCAACAUGAUGCCACAAAGCUUUGGAUAUCCCGAAGGAUUCGGAAAAACAGAUGAAGGAAAAGAAAAAAUCAAGAAGUUGCGUACCGAAUGGGUAGAAAAGGAGUUGCCCAAGUUCCUUGGUCGAUUGGAAGGAUUACUUGACAAAUCUGGUGGCAAGUGGUUGGUGGCUGGAUUGGACAAUCCUACCAUUGCUGAUUGUCACGCUGUUGUCUUCCUACGAUCCCUUACCAGGGGGCACGUAGAUUACGUCAACACACAGUGCCUGGAAGUCAACCCCAAGGUGGUUAGCUACGUGAAGCGCUUUUGCAAUCUUGCUCCAAUCAAAGAACGCUAUCAGGAUGGAAUUGGAUCUCCUGCUUACAAAUAG
This is a messenger RNA of Seminavis robusta, 693 nucleotides long. The record is from the annotation of a GenBank genome assembly. Lineage: Eukaryota; Bacillariophyta; Bacillariophyceae; Naviculales; Naviculaceae.